Scophthalmus maximus (turbot) is the source of this 5859-nucleotide messenger RNA. It is a transcript of the gene xkr5b, whose product is annotated as XK related 5b. The coding region runs from base 139 to 2385 and encodes 748 amino acids. The transcript has 13 exons. Lineage: Eukaryota; Metazoa; Chordata; Actinopteri; Pleuronectiformes; Scophthalmidae. Gene Ontology annotation, biological process: apoptotic process involved in development; phosphatidylserine exposure on apoptotic cell surface; engulfment of apoptotic cell. The record is from RefSeq and is a predicted model, not a curated record. Gene Ontology annotation, cellular component: plasma membrane.
GACGCUGGGACGGGACAGGGAGCAGAGGGAGCGGGCUGCUGCAGCUGGACCUGGACUGACCAGAACCACACCGCCCUGCGGGCCGAUGAAUGCUCGUGUCUGUGAAUCUGAGAGACGGUUGGGAUUUUGAUUUUCGCAAUGAGAGACUACUCGGCGGCUCCGAGCCACGGAGGCUCCUGCGCGCCCUGCUGCCAAGUGUGCGUCUUCGCCUUUACCGCAUUUCUCCUCGUUGCGGAGAGGACGGCGCUGAUCUACUGCUUUGUGUACUACCUGUGGGUGGGUCACAACUACUGUUACGCCCAUCUUGCCGGCUUCACUGCACUGUUCCUGUUGCCAGGUUGGGGUCCUCAGUGGCUCAGUUACCUGUGGUACCUGUCAGAUGGACGCAUCCGCAGGAAGUCUCUCACCUGGACACAUAUACUGCACCUUGGUAUCUUCAGAAGGCUGUUGGAGUGUAUGAAUCUGCCUGAUGAGGAAGUGUAUGCUGAGAUCAUGCAGCAGGCAGAUGUAUCGGCCUUACGACUUUUUGAGGCCUUGGUGGUCACCCUCCCCCAGACGCUGCUGCAGACCUAUGUGCUCAUCUGUACUGAUAUAGGAAUCAAAUCUCCAGCCUCGGUGUGUUUUGUCGUGUGCUUGUUGUCUCUUGCCUGGGCCUUGGUCCUCUAUGCCAGAGCCUGUUCACUUAUCAGACCAGGCCACUUACACAUGACCCCUGCUGCCAUUCUCUGUCGACUGCUGUGGAGGAUCGGUAUGUUGGGAUCUCGAUUUGCUGUUCUCAUGCUCUUCACACGUAUCUUCAAACAGUGGAUCCUGGGAGUCAUUGGUGUGCACUGGCUGGGUGCAACAUUCUGGAUGGUGUCUCAGCAGACAGACAUCAUACGAUCAACUAGUCGUUGGAGAAUCUUCAACCUUGUGCUGGGAGCCAUUCACAUCUUUCUUUUCCUCAACGUGAAGUACGGUCAAUCCAGAUACCGCAUGGCUGGAUUCUACCUGGUUAUGUUCUUAGAGAACGCUUUUCUUCUGCUGGCCUCCUCCUGGUUGUUUACCAUGGUGUCCUGGGACACUGUUGGCAUCCCGGCUGCAGUAUUCUGCAGCUUCCUCAUUGGAGUGAUAGCGUUGGUUCUGUACUAUCGUUUCCUCCACCCUAAAUCCUUUGAGAUUUUCCAGAGUAUUCGCCACAGAGGGAUAGGUGGAGCCUGCACGGAGCGUGGCUCUACGCUCUCAUUGGAGGAGAAAGUCACACCCACUUUCCAUCGCCAUGCAACACUGUGUGGCGGUGCGACUCUCAUGGACCUUCCUAUCCAAUGGGAGGGCUGGAAACAUCACCACUGGCUACUGAUUCGUUUGGCAAUGAAGACGGGGGAUGUAGCAAAUAUCUGGUCGGCAUAUGGCGAGGGGGGACUGGCCGGACUGAUGGGUCUGUCUGAAGAGUUUCACUCCCCAGAUGAACCUUAUGUCCCACAGGUUCCACCUGUUCAACCACAGGUUCCUCAGAUCUCGUAUCCAACUCCUCAACCUGGGCCGGUGACUCAGGUGACCCAGGUUCCACAGGUGAGAGAGGAGGUCCAGCCAAAAAAGCCGCCUCUCACCAGUGUUGUGGCCAGACCGGUGAGAAAAGCUCCUCCCACAACAAUCCAGGAUAUGAGACGGUUUCCAGAGAUUAUCCCGAUCCAGGAGGUUAUUCCCGAAGAGACGGCAGAAGAAGAGUCCAGUGCUCCACCAUCAGAAGGAAAAGGUGAUGAGGAGUUUCAGAGUGCAGCCUUUGGUUCACCCUCACUUUCGUCCCCACUGCAACCAGAAAGCCUCCGCCACAUCGACAGCAACGCUGGAACCCUGACCGAACCCUCGUCCUCCGUGUGUUCUCUGGACAUCAAGACUCCGGGCUGGUCACCUGAGCGGCGUUCCCCUCUCGUGAUUGGUUCCCCAGAGAAAGUACCAGGGAUCCCUGGAGAGUCAAGCACUACGCUGUACUUCAGCGCAGACGCACUGUCUCCCUCCAGCGGCAGCUAUCUUGGCUGGGGCUCCGAGCUGUCGCCCAUCUCCACCUACCGGAGUCCUUACCGGAUCAGGGAGGCUCGUUUUAUCACAUCCACCCCACGAGUGGAGCCUCGAACUGGGGCUGAUAUUCGGGGUUCGGCCUCUGUGGUUGUGAUCCCUGCCACUCCGGGUACAACACCAGGCACCACCCCUGGUGCUUCGACCCCAGCUGCUUCUACGCCUGGUGCUUCAUCAUCUGCUGCUUCCACACCUGCAGCUUCAACCCCCGGCGCAGCGACUCCUGACGCGACUACGCCCAGUACUCCAGUCAUUCCACUUACUCCAGUCAUCUCCCAUGCUCGUAAACAGAUGGUCCAGUUUGUGGACAGCAGAGAGCGAGGUGUGUAAGGAGGUUGGGGGGCGAAGGGGAAUGGAAAUCCUGGGGCGAGAAUAGAAUCCUUUUUAGUUUAACAGUUGAAGAUGUGGCCGACUUUAUGCUUUAAUUACUUGGGAAAGGCUCGGGGGUGGAGUUAGAGGCUUCUUCAGCUAGUUUGAAUCAGUCAUGGAAGAAUAUACUGUAUCUUUUUUUAUACCCUCAUGUGCAGAUAAAGAGUUUAACAGAGCGGACAAACGAAAUGUUUGAGAGGCAAAACACUUGCAAACCUCUGUAGGGAUGUUGGUUCAAUUCUUAACAUAGGCACUGUACUUUUGACUUUGAUUGUUCCAGCUCACACAUUUAGCAGACUUGUGGGUCGUCACCUGGUGCUAAAAAAAUGUGGAGCAUCGCUUUCAUUCAUGUAUAUAUACUCUCUCACUUCAUUUUUAAUCCUUAGAAACUAAGCAGAGAAAACCCAAAAGCCAUUGUAGCGCAGUCAGUUGAGGUUACUGUACCUCCAGCAAAAUUCAGAAGUGAGUAAAUCAUGAGAAUGAUGAGAGGGAUGUAGCAAAAUUUCAAAGCAUUAACAAUCGUGAGAAUCGAAGCUAACAAAAUCAUCUCAAUGACAACAAAUUUUCUAAAUGAUCCAGGACAUUAAACCAGUUUACAAUAACAUGACAUGCUGCCAGGCUGCUGUGCUUAAUCUCUUGUAAUGCCACUCGCCAACUGUCUUUUUUUUUAAAUUGUUGAUAUUAGUCUUUACCUGAUCUCACACACAUUUUGUCUAUAGAACAGAUUUCACACUUAGCACUAACUUCAGCGUCUCCUACUGUACUGAACUUUUAGUGUUGACCCUCAGUUGUUUGUCACUUUGAAUAAGAGCGCCUACCAAAAUGACAACAUGUAAAUGUAAAUUUAGUCUGAAACCAGUGUUCAGUUGUGAAACAACGAAUAUCUAAUGCAAACCCAAGUAUAUAUACAGAGUCAUUCAUGUUAACAUGCUUGACAAUGCAUCUCCUUAUUUGUCCUCAACCUUUAGAUGAUGUUUAACAUCUCUCCCAGUUUUCAGGCAGCCACUCAUUAAUCAAUCAGUCAGUCACUCACUGUAUUUACAGUACAGUACACGGUUGGUGUUAACACACAUUAUUUUCAUACACACAGAAACAAAGGUCCUAAUUUAAAGUCUAAAAUAGUAUAGUAUAGUAUUUGUUUUGAUGCAGCUAUCAGAUUGGCAACUGGCAAGUAACAAUGGUUUGAACAUAAAAUAUUUUUUAAAUUAUUAUUAUAUGCUUUACUAAUGGUCAGUCAGCAAUUUACAGCAGAAAAGUUGAAGUUCAUUGAGUGGCUCUAGCAUGAUAUUUUGUCAACUACACUAUGAUAGUAGUACAGUCGUAUGUGGUAAUUUAAUUAAUCAAUAUAGACUAUUACAAGAAUAACAUCUGCUGUUUCUUUUACAUAUAUGUAUUUAAUUUUCUUUCCCUGAAGUCUUAUCUAAAUAUGAUUUUGUAUUAUUGAUGAAAUGUAAAUAUUCAAUUAUCUAUCUAUUUAUAUAUAUAGAUAUAUGAUAACAUAGCUAUACAAUUUACAUAUAUAAUAUAUUUGUAUAUUAUAUAUCACAAACAUAAAAUUAAUCAAUAAAUAAACUAAAACAAUCAUAAUUUAGACAACUUCACCAUACACAUUUCUCGACGUUUAAAAAUAUUUUAGUUGUGUUAGGCCAAAAAAUAACUACGACCAAGGGAAUUUUAGAGGCAAAGAAAAGAUAUAUUAGAAUUAGAAUAGCUUGUCUACAACAGAGAGGAAGUAACUUUUCUGACCGCCCCUGACAAUCACACUUGUUUCUCUUAUUGAUUGAUAAGAAGGGAAGUGUAUGAAUGAUGAUAAGAUAUAAUGUAUGAUUGAUAGAUGACGAAAUGCAGGAGCAGCAGCUGUCAGUUUUGUGUACUGAUGAUGUAAAAUGUCAGAUUUAGGUUUAAGUUUUCGGUCUGUCCUUUGCUUUGGCCAUUUUACUUCACCGUCUACUUAGUGACUGGUAAAAGCUUUUCCUAUGUUUCUGCUCCUAUAAUUAAUAAGCACACAGUCCAGCUGUUCUCAGUGAAACUGGGUCACCUGAAAGGUGUAGAAAUUAUGUAUUUGCCUUGUGAAGAAAGUUUACAAGCUAAUAUGAAUUCAUUGAAUACCUUGGGAAAAUCAAAUUUUGAUACAGUGUUGAAUGAAUAACUGUAACUCUAAACAACUUUGGUUUUGUUCUAUUAUUCAAGUAUCGUCCUUCAGUCUUUCCAUCAGUUGAACUUCCUACCUCAGUAAAACUGAAGUUCCAUGAGACAAAAUUGAUUUGUUUUUUUUGUUUUUGUCACUGUGAGAAAAUAUAAUUACUCACUGUAUGACUGAAAAAGCUCUGAGCCAUUGUGAAAUAGCAUUAUAAUAAGGUAAUAAUUAUGUAGUGGGCAGAAUUGAAAUGGUGCAUUAAGGUAAAGAUAAUAUGCGGCUAUGGGUUUCCAGUUUGGUCUGUGCCAGUAUUAUGUCAUGUUAUGAUUAUUAUUAUUUAUUUCAAUACAUUAUGUUAAUCACGGAAUAUGGUGUUUACCUUUAUCAGUCAUGUAGUUUAUUUGUGUAGUGUUUCCCUAAACUAUGUGAUUUUAUAUUACUUUAUUUCUUUGUUUCUAAACUAAAUCACAUAUUUAAAUAUAACGCAAGGUCUUUCAUAAGCAAUUCAUUGAUUGAGCCGCUCGUGUUUGAAGAUGUUAAAACAGGGGCAGCACUUUGACAAUAUACUGUAAAUUCUGGGUUAUGGAACAAAGUAUAGAAAGAAAGAAAAACAUGCUUUUGGCGGAACAGCCUCAUCAAACCGUGUCGUAUCCAUGUACAGUACCGAGGCCUGCUGUUAGAAAAAGGAGUCACUGCAUGUUACUCAUUCAUAUGGGCAACACAGAUGUAUCUAUUCCCAUAGAGAAGAAAAGCACCAUGUGUACCUACACACGCACGCACACACACAUCACAGUAGUUAACACACACAUGCUUGAAUGUAUGUCAAUGCAAAAGCAAUAAGCAAGCUAAUGAAAUGUAUAUCAGUGCACUGAUGAAAAUGAUCUAAGGCCACGCUUUAGAUGGCAGUGAAGCUUUGGCUUGUACAAAGCUUAUUUCAUGUAUGUAUGUUGCUUUAUAUUAGUACAGUAGGCUUUGCUGUGUGUCCCUGAUGUGUAUGUUAAUACUUAUCUUGUGUUUCUUUCCAAUUCUCCUUUUUUAUAUUUUCAAAACGUCCUUCUUUUAUAUCUUAUCACGUUUAAUGUAAUGAGAUGAGCCACGGUGCAGUGUUUCAAGGUUGUGUGCUAAAGUUUUAAUGUGUGAAAUCGUUUAGAGACAGGAUAGUUCUCACUAACAGGCUGUGGUUAGUUUUCUGAUUGAGAGUAAUGUCACCUCGUCGCUGGACGGCCUCCACUUAUCAACAUGCAACACCUCAUUUAUGGCUAUUGAUGUGACAAAAAAAAUAAAGUCAUUGACCAUGA